This is a messenger RNA of Aspergillus homomorphus CBS 101889, 1000 nucleotides long. Its product is annotated as tRNA guanylyltransferase. Gene Ontology annotation, molecular function: tRNA guanylyltransferase activity; magnesium ion binding. Bases 107 to 985 code for a protein of 292 amino acids. Gene Ontology annotation, biological process: tRNA modification. The record is from RefSeq and is a predicted model, not a curated record. Lineage: Eukaryota; Fungi; Ascomycota; Eurotiomycetes; Eurotiales; Aspergillaceae. The transcript is spliced from 8 exons.
CAUCUCUCACCCGCCGCAGCUGCAUGAUUGACUUGCCAGGGCGGCUUGCAUAGAAUAUAUUUUACAGGACCCUUGCAGGCAGGACUGACAUUUACAUAACGUCAGAAUGGCAAACUCCAAAUACGAGUAUGUCAAGUCAUUCGAGCAACCCGAUGUGUUGCUCCCCAACACAUGGAUUGUCAUUCGCAUCGACGGGCGAGGAUUUCACAAACUCUCCGAUCGCUACGGCUUCGUCAAGCCCAACGACCGCCGGGCUCUAGAUCUGAUGAACGCCGCCGCAGUAGAGGUCAUGAAGGAGCUCCCCGAUCUCUGCCUCGCCUACGGUAUCAGCGAUGAGUACAGUUUUGCAUUCCACCCCAGCUGCCAGCUUUUUGAACGGCGAAGCGCCAAGCUGGUCACGACCAUCGUGUCUACGUUUACGGCGUAUUAUAUCUAUCUGUGGGCGACGUAUUUCCCAGACACGCCGCUGCAGCCUGGGGGUCUACCCUCUUUCGAUGGGAGAGCGGUCAUGUAUCCCAACUCGAGGAUCUUCCGGGAUUAUAUGAGUUGGAGACAGGUGGAUUGUCAUAUUAACAACCUGUACAAUACGACGUUCUGGACUAUGGUUCAGCAGGGCGGUAUGAGCAACACAGAUGCGGAGCAGGAGCUGAAGGGCACCGUAUCAUCUGAUAAGAACGAGAUUCUGUUCCAGCGGUUUGGCAUUAACUACAACAAUGAGGAAGAGAUUUACAAGAAGGGCAGUGUGCUUUAUCGCCAGUAUCAACUGGAAGACGCAAAGCCCAGGUCAGAGUUCAGCAAAGCGGAGGACGAGGAGGACGUUCCCGGCGCGCCGGCCUCGCGAUCACAGCAGGACAAGAUCCGCAAACUACGCCGCAAGGCACAGGUGGUCGUCGACCAUGUCGAUAUCAUCAAGGAUGAGUUCUGGGAACGUCGGCCAUGGAUCCUGUCCGGCAAGCCGGGGAAGCUGCCUGCGGAAGCGAAAUAGUUAUGAAGAUCACGU